Molecule: messenger RNA, 1386 nt
Organism: Colletotrichum truncatum
Lineage: Eukaryota; Fungi; Ascomycota; Sordariomycetes; Glomerellales; Glomerellaceae
Source: RefSeq, a predicted model, not a curated record
AUGGAAGGUUUUAAUCCAGGAAGAGUCCGGACAAGCAAGCACACAACAGUUCAUCCCAAACAGCACGCCAAUGGUGUCCCCAAAACGAAAGACGAGGUCAAUGCUCCACUGGUUGACGGCUGGAAGCCCGGAACAGACCCGAAGAUAGACCAUUCCGGAGAGUUCGAGUUUGGGGGACCCGUUGGCACCACCAUCAUGAUGGUCUGCUUCCCCAUACUCAUGUGGUACAUGUGGAUAGGUGCGAUUCAUUACAACGGUAGUGUACCUGUCAGAAGUCCUGGACAGACCUGGUUUGAGUUCGCUUUUGAGCUGCUGAACAUAAUUUACGAGAGCGGUUUCCCGCAUGCCAAAGCCUGGUUAUGGUAUUGGACGUACCUUGUCUUUGAAGGUGCCUGCUAUUGCCUUCUCCCAGGUGUCUGGGCCUACGGCAAGCCAUUACCGCACGAGAAUGGCAAACAGCUUCCUUACUACUGUAAUGCGUACGCGAGUUUAUAUUUUACUCUUACGGUUUUCGCCUUGCUGCACGUUACAGGCAUCUGGCCCAUCUACACGGUUAUUGACGAAUUCGGACCUCUCCUAUCUGUUGCUAUUCUAAGUGCUUUCAUUGUAAGCGCUAUCGCCUACGUCUCAGCUAUAUGGCGGGGUAAGCAACACCGAAUGACGGGGGUUUUUCUCUACGAUUUCUGGAUGGGGGCCGAGUUAAACCCGCGUCUAUUCGGGAUCUUGGACUUGAAAAUGUUCCUAAUGGUACGUAUGCCCUGGUUUAUCCUUCUUACCAUAAGUUUGGGUGCUGCAGCACGGCAGUGGGAGGAGUAUGGGUACGUCUCCGCCGAGGUCAUGUUCAUCGUCAUGGCUCAUUACCUGUACGCGCAUUCAUGUAGCAAGGGCGAAGAACUUAUUGUAACAACAUGGGAUAUAUACUACGAGAAAUGGGGUGUGAUGCUCAUUUUCUGGAACUUGGCUGGAGUGCCACUCUCCUACUGCCACUGCACUCUUUAUCUAGCAAACCAUGAUCCCUCCGAGUACCGCUGGAAUCGAGUAGCUUUGGUCAUAUUCACUAUUGCUUAUCUAUUCUGGUAUUGGGUCUGGGAUAGUUGCAAUAGUCAGAAGAACCGCUUCAGCGCCAUGCAAAGAGGAAAGGUUGUCUGGCGCAAAACUUUCCCUCAGGUGCCGUGGCAAACCAUUCAUAACCCCAAGGUCAUCUCCACCCCUGCCGGCAACAUCCUGGUGGAUGGUUGGUAUGGACUUGCACGCAAAAUCCAUUAUACUGCAGACGUAUGGUUCGCCGUCUCAUGGGGAAUGAUUACAGGAUUCCAGAGUCCUUUUCCGUGGUUUUAUGCUGUAUUUUUCAUGCAUGGUUGCACAUCGUGCUUGGAGAGACAUUAA